AUGAACAGUACGCGACAAGCCACCAAAAUGAGCCACGACCGUGCGUGCUUCUUAUUUCUGAUUCUAUUUGCUUGCGCUACUUUACCGUUUGAAUGUGAAGCGCAUAUACGGAAUCGAUCGUUGAAACGAAUCUUAGAGUGGAAAAAACGUGAUGAGAACUUUCGUAGAAUCACAGCAGUAGCAAAGCCGUUGAGUUUCGUAGUUGAGAAGAAUGUCGACGAAGUGAAUGUCGAGCAGAAAAUGGAACAUAUCAUCGAAGCGAAUACCAUCAACGCAGAUGACUCAAACGAAGACGUCGACUUAAUCUCCGUUGUACCGAUGCGAAAAAUCCGUUUGCCAACUGCUCAUCACGCCAUUCGUCAACAUCGAGGUGGUAAUGAUAAAGAAUUCCGGAAAUGGCUAACAGUGAAAAUCGCUAAGAUCAACAAAAAGAGAUUACAUCAAGCACGUCGAGCGAAGUUGAACAGGAAGCCGGUUCCCACGGGUAAACUUGAUGAACAGAAAUGGUGGGACGCUGAUGGUCAGUCGAAUGAUGAAGAAACAUGGGCGAAUCGUAGGUAUCUGCGAGAGCCGUGCUUAGUAAAGAGUGGAAAAUUAUACGAACACAGGACAUAUCCGAGACCAUGGGAACUUGAGGACUUCGACGAUACGCAACUACCGGAGGAGUUUGAUUGGCGCAACGUGAGCGGUGUCAAUUAUUGCAGUCCAACCCGAAAUCAGCAUAUUCCCGUAUAUUGCGGUAGUUGCUGGGUGUUCGGUGGAACAGGCGCGUUAACUGAUCGUUUCAACAUAGCACGUGGUAACAAAUGGCCGAUGACAUUCCUUUCACCUCAGGAAAUCAUCGACUGUGGUGGAAAAGGGAACUGUCAAGGAGGUGAUGUCGGUGACGUGUUCGAAUAUGCGAAUACGCAUGGUCUCGUUGAUGAGGGCUGCAAUAACUAUCGAGCCACCAAUGGAGUGUGCGACCCCUUCCAUCGAUGCGGUUCCUGUUGGCCGGACAGUUGUUUCUCCAUCCAAAACUACACUCGAUACUAUGUGAAGGAUUACGGUAAACUGACGGGUCGCUUGAAUAUGAUGCGCGAAAUCUACACGAGUGGUCCAAUCGCAUGCUCAAUAGGUUGCACAGCGAAGUUUGAUCUGAAUUACACGGGCGGUAUCUAUGCAGAGAAGAUACAAGUACCUAUGAAUCAUAUCGUAUCGGUGACUGGAUGGGGUAUCGAUCGGAAAACUAACAUUGAAUAUUGGAUCGUGCGAAACAGUUGGGGAGAGCCAUGGGGUGAGAGAGGAUGGUUCCGCAUCGUAACGUCGCUUUUCCGAGGUGGAACUGGUAACGAUUUCAAUUUAGGAAUUGAAUCUGAGUGUUACUUCGCUGAUCCGGAUGUGAGUAACCUGGAUUGA
This is a messenger RNA of Anisakis simplex (herring worm), 1398 nucleotides long. The record is from the annotation of a GenBank genome assembly. NCBI's taxonomy places the organism in Eukaryota, Metazoa, Nematoda, Chromadorea, Rhabditida, Anisakidae.